This is a messenger RNA of Manihot esculenta (cassava), 1575 nucleotides long. RefSeq names its product B3 domain-containing transcription factor VRN1-like. Gene Ontology annotation, molecular function: DNA binding. The record is from RefSeq and is a predicted model, not a curated record. The transcript is spliced from 4 exons. NCBI's taxonomy places the organism in Eukaryota, Viridiplantae, Streptophyta, Magnoliopsida, Malpighiales, Euphorbiaceae. The coding region runs from base 544 to 1488 and encodes 314 amino acids.
AAAAAGAUAAAAGCUACCCAAAUAAUUCACUAUCAUGGAGAGAGAAUGUACACAGAAGGGAAAACUUAUAAAACUUUCUUGUUUUCUCGAUGUUCCUACUAAAAUUAAUGUUCUUGUUUCUUUCUUAUUAAUUGUCUUGUUUUUAGUGGAUGAUGCUAAAAGCUGAUUUGAGCUGUGCAUGAUUUGUCGUGUUUAUAUGGUGCUAUGUUCUUUUUCUUUGCCCUUUCACAGUGAAUAAGCCAGGAUGUGUAUUUGUUUUGCUUUAAAAUCCUUUUACUGGACAAAUUAUUGAAGUAUUAGUAACCAUGAAAUCUUUCGUCGAUUUCUUUUGAAAACCCAUUUAGAUUCUUAACCAAGUUCUCUGUCAAUCUGUUAGGCUUUCGCAGAUGGGCUUCCAUUAAGCUUAUAAUUCACUAUCAUGGAGACAGAACCCCAUUUCUUCAAGCUAAUUCUUGAUGCUUCUAUCCAGGAGGGAAAACUUUUUUAUGAUUGCUCUGUAUUUCAUCUGCUGAGUGGAUAUGUGGGAUGAGUUAGAUUCAAUAUAUGAAUCAGGAGAUUCCCAAAAAGUUCAUAAGGAAGCAUGGAAAGGAUUUGCCAAGUCCAGUGAUCCUUAAGGUCGCCAAUGGUUCUAUAUGGAAAAUAGAGUUGUCCAAAUGCCAUGGUGAAGUUUGGCUGGAGAAGGGUUGGCAGGAAUUUGCUAAGCAUCACUCUCUGGACCAUGGAUACUUUUUAGUCUUCAAAUAUGAAGGACAUGGCCAUUUCUGUGUGUUCAUACUUGACAAGAGUGCAUCAGAGAUACAGUAUCCAUGUGAAGGGAUCUGCACUGCAGAUCAAAAGCCUGAACCUGUGGUGGAAAAUAAUGAAGAUGGUUUCUCUGUUGAAAUCAUGGAUGAUCCGUCUCAAGGAAGAAAAGCUGGGGAGAUGUCACCAUUAUCACCACAUCAGCAGUCUUGCAAAAGAACCAGAACUGAUCCAACUGCUAAAACAUUGGAUUCGAUGUUUUGCAGUUCAACUGAAUAUCUUAGCAAUAAAGCCACUCCAUCUACUUGUAUAAAGGUUGAGAGUUCAAUUUGUUCCAAGGGAUUUGGAGGAAUGCUCAAGCAAUUAACAGGAAGCAAAAAGGAUGCCUGUAGGAAGAGAACAAGGAGUGAUUCUAAAGCUCUUGCGAAUGCAAACAAGUUCGUGUCGAGUAAUCCAUUCUUCAAGUCUGUUGUCUGGUUAGAUAAGCGGAAGAAUUCUAUUGUGUGUGUCCCAGUGAGCUUCAGCCGGAGAAACAUUAAGGACUGCGUAGCAAAUUUAACACUUCAAUUUGGUGAUAGAUUAUGGCCUGUGAAGUUGAUAAGAUAUUCAAAGUGGAAUGUAGUAAGGUUUUGCAGCGGUUGGUCUGUAUUUGCACGGGAAAAUUCACUAGAAAUGGGAGAUGUUUGCAUCUUUGAGCUGAUAAAGAUUGAUGUGUUGAAUGUAUACAUUUUCAAAUGUGAUAAAUAAAUGCUUUGUGUUGUUGCCAUUAUUUUCUUUCUCUUGGUUAGUACUUGGAACUUGGAAACCGUAAGAAGACAAGAAAUCAUUGGACAA